CGUGACGUGACGCCAUCAUCAAACAUGGCGGAGAAGGAAAACACAAACAUGGAAGUCGAUAAGGAAAAGAAAAAAUCCUUUGCUAACAAAAUUGACUCGCUCCAAGACGAUGCAAUCCAAAGAGUUGGCAACGACAGCAAUGUCGCAGGCAAGAAAAACGCCGUCCAAAGCCGCGCCACAGCGGAGUACUGCGAGAAACUGCAGGCGUGGAUGUGGCAAUAUUAUACAGGUUAUGUGAACUGGCAGAGCUGGAUGGCAGCGUCAGCCAUGUCCUGCCCUUAUUAUUUACAGUCAGCAAGCGGGACGUCGACGACAGCCUUGGAUAUUAACACUCAGAACUGGUUUAACAGCCCGUUUGUUCUCCCGUUAUCUCCCUACCCACCCGCCGUCAACCCUCCGAGCAGCCGGGCAGGCGAGGCUGCAGGCGGGGCUGCAGUGUCCGCACAGCCGCAGCGGCAGCUACCGCAAGAGAACGGAAAUGCUCAGCGACCAGGCCGAGAGUAUAGUAUUCCUUCACCUCUCCAAAGACUCCUUGCUGAGAUGGUGGAUUUCUUCAUUUUGUUUUUUAUCAAAGCAACCAUAAUCAUCAGUAUUAUGCACCUCAGUGGAAUCAAGGAUGUUUCGAAGUUCGCCAUGCAUUUCAUAGUGGAGGAAAUAGAUGAAGACACCUCGAUGGAGGAGCUACAAAAAAUGAUGCUAGUGGCACUAGUGUAUCGGAUAUUAGUGUGUUUUUAUGAGAUUGUGUGCAUUUGGGGAGCAGGAGGAGCCACUCCAGGGAAGUUUCUGGUUGGACUCAGAGUUGUAACGUGUGACUCAUCAGUUUUGGUUCAGCCUAACAGGGUGCUUGUAGUGCCAGCGACUAAUGUCUCUCUGUCUGCAUCAACUGUCCGAGCCUUAAACAAGAACUUUUCAAUUGCCUUCUUUUUCCCGGCCUUCAUCACUCUUCUGUUCUUCCAGCACAACAGGACUGUGUAUGACAUGGUAGCUGGUACAAUUGUUGUGAAGCGCUCUGGAGCGAGAUGAUGCAAAAAAAAAAAAGUCAAGAAGAGAGUCCUAAACGUAUUCAGAACUGGCACUGCGUGAUGUGUGUUUUUUUCCAAUGCCUGCAGAGCUCAGACAAGACAACCUCAGAACACACAGGAGAGGUUGACACACAACAGUAUGAACUUUUGUAGUCCCCUAAAACGUUGGUUUGGUUUGCCUCGGACACGUACUGUAUUUCUGCAUGUAUGUCUACAUGCUGCUUUUCUAUUCCUUUGCUGAAUUGAGUUGUUCUUUAGGAGAUAGUAAAAAUGACGAUAUGCAUAACUGUUUAAUUGACAUAGGACUCUUUUUGCCUUUUUCUAAAUUCUCUUUGAGAUUAAGGGUGAAUGUAAUGACUCACUUAGAUUUCAGUCACUAAUUAUGCAUUCAUGAGAUUAUGACUUCGUAUUAAAACAUGUCUUAAGAAUCUUUACUCAGACUUCAUCUUUGAGUUGUAGACCUUCAUCAUGAAAGGGGUGAUAAUCAUGCUGCUGAAAUACCUUUAUUCUAAGGCACUUUUUAAUGUACUGAUUUGAAAAGUUAAUCUGACCACAACAGCUAUUCCAUUACUCUGAACUCAGCAUGUGUGUGACUUCAACUAAUGUAUGUUCAUGCACACCUUCUGUGAUAUCAAUUUUUGCAUUUCAGAAGAUUAAAUGAAUCCACUCAUUUCCUGCAUGUUAAUGAUGUCUUGAUGUCAUGUCUUUCAGCAAUUUGGCUGAUUUAAUAGAUCUCCAACAAUGUUUUUUUUUUUUUUUUUACCAACAGCCUGUAGUAACACUUGGAUUGGCUUUUUAAACAAAGGCCUCCACUGUUGUAAAAACACAUGAAAGCACACACAUUUGUGAGAAGUCUCCAUCAGUGUUUUUGUAAAGAGUUUGCACAAAGGUUCAUUGAGACUGUUCUGGAAGAUAAUGGGGACUGUCGUAUUGAAAAGGCUAUGAUGGAUGUCCCUUUAUUGUACUGUACUUUAUCACCCAUUUGUUUUGUUUUUAGUAUCUCCCCCAGUGUCAAACUUGAUGUCACACAAAAUUAUCAAAAUAUCUUGUAUGAAUUGAAACAUUUUUUCCUUUGAAAUCUUGGAAAUAUUAUUUUAAAAGAGUAUAGAUGAAUUGGGAUCUCUCUGGGAAGUAAUUGUCACUUGAAAUGUAAGGCCCUGGUAUCUUUUGUGAAAUAUAUUUCAAACUUGGCAAUGUACUUCCCAAACUUCAUUUUUCACUUUACUCACAGAAAAGGUGAAUAGUAUGUAUUUCCAGUAUUACAAAAACAAAUAAACCUUGCAAGUUAGAAUUGUAA
This is a messenger RNA of Labrus bergylta (ballan wrasse), 2319 nucleotides long. Its product is annotated as protein FAM8A1. The record is from RefSeq and is a predicted model, not a curated record. NCBI's taxonomy places the organism in Eukaryota, Metazoa, Chordata, Actinopteri, Labriformes, Labridae.